AUGAUCAACUUUUCUAAGUUGGGAUAUGGGGCUGACGAUUUCAGGAAUAUUUUGUUAUUGCUCAAGGACAUACGCAACUCCAAUGUUCGCUUGAAUUAUCAAUCACGUCCAGUGAUAUUAUUCUUACUGACAUUGAUUGCCCUGGCUGGUUUAGGUGUCUACUUCACUGUCCGCAAUGUAAUACAAAGGUAUAAGGAUUACACAAGAAAGCAAAGACUCAUCAGACCAAAUUUGAUUCGUCAAUCAAGCACCAUAUUGCAAAAUGGUUCUCGAGAGAUUUUUAUCGACACACCACUGGGUCAGAUUACUCGCAUCAUUAUCCCUAAACCCAAUAUCGAUCAAUAUGCUGCAGACAAGUAUCUCUAUAAACAGUUCAAAGAAAAGGAGGAUCUUUUCUCAAAACAUUUUAAGAAACCUGUUGCAGAUCUGCGGUUUUUGAACCAAUUGAUUAUUAUCUGGAGGAUUCUUGUACCAAAGUUAUACUGCAAAAACUCCGGUUUGUUGAUUGCCCAAUGCUUCUUUUUGAUCUUCAGAACGUGGUUAUCAUUGUUGGUGGCUAAGCUAGACGGGCAAAUUGUCAAGAAUUUGAUAGCAGCAAACGGUCGAAAGUUUUCUCGCGAUCUUGUGUAUUGGUUGCUCAUAGCCUUACCAGCCUCUUACACAAAUGCUGCCAUUAAAUACUUAACAGAUCGAUUGGCUUUGGGAUUCCGUUCAAAUUUGACCCGCUACAUUCACGACAUGUAUUUGGACAGAAUGAUGGCGUACUACAAAAUCACACUCAACUCAAAUGAACUUGAAAACAUUGAUCAGUACAUAACCAACGAUGUGGCCAACUUCUGUGAUUCGAUAUCCGGGUUGUUUUCUUCAAUGGGUAAACCAUUGAUUGAUCUUAUAUUCUUUUCAGUUUACCUUCGUGACAACCUUGGCACCGGUGCCAUCAUCGGAAUAUUUUCAAAUUAUUUCCUCACUGCGUUCAUGUUGAAAAAAGCUACGCCCCGUUUUGGUGCUCUCACAAAGACCAAAACUCACUUAGAAGGCAAAUACUUCAACCAGCAUUUAAACCUCAUGAACAAUUGCGAGGAGAUUGGAUUUUAUCAGGGUUCCUUGAUUGAAAAGACGAAAUUACGUGAAAACUUCAAGAAACUUGUUAACCACAUCAACUUGCAAAUCAAUACUGCUUUUGGAUACUCCAUUCUCGAAGAUUACGUGCUCAAAUACACCUGGUCGGCAUGGGGGUACAUCUUCGCGGGCUUACCAGUAUUUUUGGACGAAUUGUGGCCCAAAAAUCACAAAACCCUGGAGCCAGAUAUGGGGGAAACUGAACAGUUGGAAAAGCCAAACUCCGUCGAAAACCAGCGCCAGAAUAUGCGUCAAUUUAUUAUUAAUAAGAGACUCAUGUUGUCGCUUGCUGAUGCCGGCCUGCGCUUGAUGUACUCGAUCAAGGAUGUUUCUGAGCUCACUGGUUACACUGAUAGAGUGUUCAGUCUUUUGACUAACCUCCACAGAGUACAUUCUCCUAGAUUUGAUUUUGGUGACAAGUAUGGUAUCUCUGACAUCAACGGUACCAUUCAGCAAAACUACAGUCAAGGUCUCCGUUUUGAACAUAUUCCGGUAAUUAUUCCUUCAGAGCAGGGCUCGGAAGGAACAGCUCUUGUGAAGGAUAUCAAUAUCAAAUUGACUGGUGCGAAGAAUCUUUUAAUUCUUGGUUCUAAUGGAUGUGGAAAAACACUGAUUGCACGAAUUAUGGCCGGCUUGUGGCCGUUGUAUCUGGGACUUUUGUCAAAGCCAAGUGAGGACGAUCUCAUGUAUUUGCCCCAGAAAACCUAUUUUACCACCGGUAAUUUGCGUGAUCAAAUCAUCUAUCCCUUUUCAUACGACGAGAUGAUCGAGUUGGGUUAUAAUGAUGACUAUUUGUACCACAUUUUGCGGGAGGUCAAAUUGGAAUACUUAUUAGAACGCGAGGGUAAUUUCAACGUUGUCAAGGAUUGGAAAGAUGUGCUUUCAGGGGGCGAGAAACAGCGGAUUCUGAUUGCCAGAGUGUUGUUUAAAAGUCCUAAAUUUGUUGUCUUGGACGAGGCAACCAACGCUGUGUCAACUGAUGUGGAAGACUACUUGUUUGAGUUGUUGAAACAGAAAAAGAUUAGCUUCAUCACCUUGUCACAUCGUCCUCUGUUAAUGAAGUACCAUGACUUCAUCUUGGAGUUGAGGGAUCAGUCACACUGGAAAUUCCAUGACUUGACUCUGGAGGAAAACUUGAGAAGCAUUGACGAUGAGAUCGAUGAUCUUAAGAAGAAGUUGAAUCAAGUCGAAAAGUGGGAGAAGCGCAAGCUUGAUAUUGAACUGUAUCUUGAUGGUCACUAUCCUGAUUUGAGUGAACCUGAUCCUAAGUUGUUGGCUGAACAACCAAAAAUUGGCGAGUCCACUGAAAAGUUAACUAUGAAGUUAGAUACCCCACCGAAGUCGUGA
Messenger RNA from Diutina rugosa, 2466 nucleotides. It is a transcript of the gene PXA1, whose product is annotated as ATP-binding cassette long-chain fatty acid transporter. Gene Ontology annotation, biological process: peroxisome organization; very long-chain fatty acid catabolic process; long-chain fatty acid import into peroxisome. Gene Ontology annotation, molecular function: ABC-type transporter activity; ATP hydrolysis activity; ATP binding. Bases 1 to 2466 code for a protein of 821 amino acids. Gene Ontology annotation, cellular component: peroxisomal membrane. NCBI's taxonomy places the organism in Eukaryota, Fungi, Ascomycota, Pichiomycetes, Serinales, Debaryomycetaceae. The transcript has a single exon. The record is from RefSeq and is a predicted model, not a curated record.